AUGGCGACGAGACAUCCACGGGCCGCCAAGUCGCUGGUCUGGUUCGCGGCGUUCGUGUGCACGAUCCUCGCCGUCACCGUCAUCAUCGCCGGCGUGGUGGUGCUCUCCGUCUACUUCGCGUACCGCCCCAAGAUCCCCUUCCUGCGAGUGGGCGACGCCCAUCUGGACCGCCUCGGCUACGACCAGUCGGGGCUGCUGGACCUCGCCAUGAGCCUCACAGUGGAAGCCGUCAACGACAACGGCAGGGCGCACGCCACCUUCUCCGGCGUCGAACUGCAGCUGCGGUUCGGCAGGACGCCGCUGGCGGCGCUGCUGGCGGAGGACUUCGACGUGCCGAAGAACAGCACCCAGCGGCUGCGCUACGCGGUGGAGUCCUCGGCGGCGCCACUGGACGAGGCAGGGAGGGAGAGGAUGGACGAGUCCCUGAAGAGCGGUCGGGUGGAGUUCGCGCUGGCUGGCAAGGCUAGGACUCGGUGGCGGGUGGCCCUGAUAUCCGUCAAGUUCUGGACCCACCUCGACUGUACCCUCCCCUUCCUCUACCCCGCCGGCGACUCCGCCGACGACCUCCUCCACUGCACCUCCAAAUCACACUGA
Spirodela intermedia is the source of this 594-nucleotide messenger RNA. The record is from the annotation of a GenBank genome assembly. Lineage: Eukaryota; Viridiplantae; Streptophyta; Magnoliopsida; Alismatales; Araceae.